Molecule: messenger RNA, 1424 nt
Organism: Canis lupus familiaris (dog)
Lineage: Eukaryota; Metazoa; Chordata; Mammalia; Carnivora; Canidae
Gene: HOXA6
Product: homeobox A6
Exons: 4
Coding region: 276-1223 (315 amino acids)
Biological process (GO): regulation of transcription by RNA polymerase II; anterior/posterior pattern specification
Cellular component (GO): nucleus
Molecular function (GO): RNA polymerase II cis-regulatory region sequence-specific DNA binding; DNA-binding transcription factor activity, RNA polymerase II-specific
Source: RefSeq, a predicted model, not a curated record
UGAGCUGGGCAGGCAGGCGGAGACCUCGACUGCGGCCUCCUGCCUAGGUCGGGCCCGCUUCUUAUUGCUCUUUUAAUAAAACCCGGCCCAACUGGGUUUGUAAAACCUGCGGCCCCCAGUCGGGGCGGCCUCGGUGGUAAGAUGGCGCCGGUGUAAGAGCUGCCUCCUCUUAGUGAUGGGGAAAGGGUCAUAAAUCCGUUGUUGUUUAUGAAAAUUUACAACUUUGCAAUACAACUUUAUGAGUUGUUCGGCCCUUCCAUUGGCCGCUGUCGGUCAUGUGGAUGGGAACCGUGAACAUGAACUUUUUUAUAAUUUCCCUUGCGAGAAUAGAGCCGCAUUCUUUUGCUCCGCUCGGUCCUGCCUGCUUCGGAGCUCUGCCUUCCAGCCGGGCUUGGCUGCGCUUUGUCCGGCGAUGGCGAGCCAGGCGAGGCCCUGGCCCGGCCCGGCCCGGCCGCUCCCGCUGGAGGUGGGGCGCGUCCAGUUCCCGGCGCCUCGGCGGCCGCUUUGCAACUCGCAACCUGGCUAAUUUCCUGCGUCCUCUGGCACCAGGAAGGAGGACAAUUCGUCUCCCCGGCUGCCCAAGCGACAGCUGUCAGAGGGGCAGGAGCUUCUGGGAGCCGCCAUCUGAAGCGACCUUGCCGAGCCCCCAAAAGAAGUGGCCCUGCAUUCUGCGUUCCCUAACCAGACUCUCGGGUUUGAAGUCCAACUCGGUCCUGGCCUGCAACCGGGCGUCCUACGAGUACGGGGCCUCGUGUUUCUAUUCUGAUAAGGACCUCAGUGGCGCCUCGCCCUCGGGCAGUGGCAAGCAGAGGGGCCCCGGGGACUACCUGCACUUUUCUCCCGAGCAGCAGUACAAACCCGACAGCAGCAGCGUGCCGGGCAAAGCCCUCCAUGACGAAGGCACCGACCGGAAGUACACGAGCCCCGUUUACCCCUGGAUGCAGCGGAUGAACUCCUGCGCGGGUGCUGUGUAUGGGAGUCACGGGCGCCGAGGCCGCCAGACCUACACGCGCUACCAGACGCUGGAGCUGGAGAAGGAGUUCCACUUCAACCGCUACCUGACGCGGCGCCGCCGCAUCGAGAUCGCCAACGCGCUCUGCCUCACCGAGCGCCAGAUCAAGAUCUGGUUCCAGAACCGCCGCAUGAAGUGGAAAAAGGAAAAUAAACUCAUCAAUUCCACACAGCCCAGCGGGGAGGACGCGGAGGCAAAGGCUGGCGAGUAGACGCCUGGGCAGGGACCAGGCCAGCGCCGCAACCUCCCUCGGCUUUGCCCCCUUGCCUUCGCCUGCUCCCCAACUUUUCUCCCCCGCCUGCUCCUCCGGGGGGCUUCCGCAGCUUCAGGGGAGUUGGGAGCUUUGCAAACGCCUGAGCAUUUAUUUCUUACCAAAAAAAUAAUAAUAAUAAUAAUAAUAAUACUACACACA